Hydra vulgaris (swiftwater hydra) is the source of this 1661-nucleotide messenger RNA. RefSeq lists its product as uncharacterized. Lineage: Eukaryota; Metazoa; Cnidaria; Hydrozoa; Anthoathecata; Hydridae. The record is from RefSeq and is a predicted model, not a curated record.
UAUUUGUUUGCUUUUAGUAUUUGAUUUUUUUUUUUUAAUAUUGUUGAUAACUAUGUUAUUAUUUGUCAUUAUGUUGUUGCUAACUCAUGUUAUAAGUUAAUAGAAACGUUUAUAUUUGCAAAAGUUUUAUUUAGCUUUUUUCAAUAUUAUAAAAUAUGGCAUACUUCAAAAAGUACCGUAGAUUAAAUGCAAUUUUAGAUAAUAUUGUUGAUUCAACCAGCAAUGACAGUGACACUAAUGAUAUACCAACAACACAGCCUUUGAAAGACAUCGUCGAAAAGCAAGUUAAUUAUUUGUCUGAUCAUAAUAGUAGUUCUGAUUUUGGAUAUUAUGAUAAUUAUAUAUCUUCGGCUGAAUCAAUUGGUAAUCCAGAUAUAUUCCCUAUAAAAGAUGCUUUAACAUUCAAUCAAAAAUUAAGACAUUUGGUACUAAAGUAUAAAUUAAGUAAUAAUUGCACAAAUGAUCUUCUUGAAUUGCUUAUAAGUGAAGGGCAUUGUUUACCAAAAAAUUGUCGAACUUUUCUAAAUACUCCUAGGCGUAUUGACUUUGAAGAAAAGAAAUGGUUAAAAACAAAAAUUGUAGAUGAAGAUAGACAGUUGUGCAAUGACUUUAAUUUUACAUCUUGCGGUGAGCAAGUUACCACUGAUGAUGAAUUUAGCAAUCAAGUGACCUCAGGAAUCAGCAAAGAUGUCCCUAUUUUACUACCAAAACCUCCUUCCUCCUACAAACUGUCAAUCGACAUCCUCAAAGAAAAUAAAAAUAAAACAGUAAAAGAUCUGACACUACAUUCAGAUGCAACAUCUGAUGAUGAUGAGAUAGUAGAUUUUAUUCGAUUAAAUAAAAAAAGAAAUAUAAACUCUCAAUCACCAAGUCACCAUGCUGUUACUAAACGCAAAAAAAAGUCAAAAAAAGAAAAGCAACAGUUUCCAUUGGAAGAAGAAAGUCAGUCUCAAUCUACAAGUCACCAUGCUGUUACUAAACGCAAAAAAAAGUCAAAAAAAGAAAAGCAACAGUUUCCAUUGGAAGAAGAAAGUCAGUCUCAAUCACCAAGUCACUGUACUGUGACUAAAUGUGACAAAAAGUCAAAAAAAGAAAAGCAACCGUUUCCAAUGGAAAAAGGAAAGUAUCAACGCAAGUCGCUUCGGUAUCUUGUUGAAAUUAGAGAUCUUCUUUCAAAAUUAGUAGAGGUUAAGGACCCUGAAAAUAGUAAAUUUCAUAUCGAAAAAAUUAAUAACUCUGACCAACUCGAUGAACUAGAAGAAGUUAUCAAGAAUGAUGUGCAGCGAAAAGCAAUUUUAUCUAAACUGAAGAAUAUUGGUGGUGUGGAUAUGGCAGAUUGUACCAGAAAUAUGUUGGGAAAAUUAUUUUCCGUAAACCUGAUGGCGAAUAUGAACAUUAAAGGGAGUAAACGUAAAGGCAGAGAAAACAAAAUAUCGUUUGAAAACCUUAAGUUAAAGGACGUUAUGUUUGAAGCGUUACAAGACAGGUAUACCGUUAGUGAAAAAGAAUUAUUUAGAGUUGUCGGGAAUAAACUAAAGAAUGCACCAGGAAGAUUGAACCAUUCCAUUGAUAUCUAACAUUUAUAUUAUAUUAUAUGUAUAUAGUUUAUGUUAUAGUAUAUAGUUACUUUUUUAAAAUAAAUAAACAAUGAUAUUAUACAA